AUGAAAGUGGCGUUUUUAGGCCCUGAAGGUACUUAUACGCAUCAAGCUGUAAUACAACAAUUUGGCAUAGAGGAAGAUGUGGAAAUCAUUCCAAAGAAAUCCAUCGCAGAAUGUUUCGAGGCGAUUAACUCGCGGCAAGUGGACUAUACAGUAGUUCCAUUUGAAAAUUCCACUAAUGGACAAGUUGUGUUCACAUAUGAUUUAUUUCGAGACUGGUUUUUCGAUAGUACAAAAGAGUGUAGAUUCAGGAUUGUUGGAGAACAAUUUGUGCCGAUUCAUCAUAAUCUCCUUGGCUAUGGAUCAGUACAAGAGAUUGAAACGAUAUACUCGCAUCCACAGAUUGCUAGUCAGAACAGAGACAAUAAAAGGAUAGCUGCGAUUUCAUCCAAAAUGAGUGCAAAAUUAUAUGAUUUGCCUAUAAUUGUAAAAGGAAUUGAAGAUAAUGCUAGUAAUACCACCCGGUUCUUGGUGCUAGGCUAUAACAACCCCCCAAAGCACAACGAUGUCACUGAGGGAAAAGCAAAAGCAAAAGAAGAAGAAGAAAAAAUCACAUCGUUGAUGUUCACCUUGCCAGAUGAUAGUCCCGGAGCCUUAUGUGACAUACUUUUCAAGUUCAAACAAGCCGAAAUCAAUUUGACUUCGAUCAAUUCACGCCCGGCUAAUCUCCAACCAUGGCAAUAUGUGUUUUUCGUGGAAGCAGCCUCAGAAAUCAACACCCUGGUUUUGAAAUCUCUUCAAGAAUCGUGUUUAGCCUUGGUAGUAUUAGGAACAUUUGAUAGAAACAAAUGUUAA
Lodderomyces oxycetoniae is the source of this 792-nucleotide messenger RNA. RefSeq names its product prephenate dehydratase (gene PHA2). The record is from RefSeq and is a predicted model, not a curated record. NCBI's taxonomy places the organism in Eukaryota, Fungi, Ascomycota, Pichiomycetes, Serinales, Debaryomycetaceae. The transcript has 3 exons. Bases 1 to 792 code for a protein of 263 amino acids. Gene Ontology annotation, molecular function: prephenate dehydratase activity. Gene Ontology annotation, cellular component: cytoplasm. Gene Ontology annotation, biological process: L-phenylalanine biosynthetic process.